ACCGAGGGAGCUGCGCGCGGCACGCGGCUGGCCUGGCUGAGGCGCAAGGGCUCGGGCGGGCGGGCGGACAGACGAACCGACAGACGGAGUGAACGAGAGGGGCGCCGGGAAGCCGCGAGCUCCCCGCACAUCCCAGCCAGGCCUGCACCCCAAGGCCGGCAGCAGAUCGUGCCCGGCGGGGUCUCCUGCGCUCUGCCCGCCCCGGCUCCCGUGCCAGCGCCCAGCGCCCGCCGCCGCCUCUAAAGUGAUCGCUGCCUCGCCGCCUCCGCCCGGCCCGGGACCAUGAAGCUGCUGCCGUCGGUGGUGCUGAAGCUCUUUCUGGCUGCAGUGUUCUCGGCUUUGGUGACUGGCGAGAGCCUGGAGCGCCUUCGGAGGGGGCUGGCGGAUGGAACCAGCAAUCUGGUCUCCCCUACCGAAUCUACGGACCAGCUGCUGCCCCCGGGAGGUGGCCGAGGCCGGGAAGUCCUGGACUUGGAAGAGGCAGACCUGGACCUUUUGAGAGCUGAUUUCUCUUCCAAGCCACAAGCUCUGGCCACACCGAGCAAGGAGGAGCGAGGGAAAAGAAAGAAGAAAGGCAAAGGGUUAGGGAAGAAGAGAGACCCGUGUCUUCGGAAGUACAAGGAUUUCUGCAUCCACGGAGAGUGCAAAUACGUGAAGGAGCUCCGGGCGCCAUCCUGCAUCUGCCACCCCGGUUACCACGGAGAGAGGUGUCAUGGGCUGAGCCUCCCGGUGAAAAAUCGUUUAUAUACAUAUGAUCACACCACCAUCCUGGCUGUGGUGGCCGUGGUGCUGUCGUCCGUCUGUCUGCUCGUCAUCGUGGGGCUUCUCAUGUUUAGGUACCACAGGAGAGGAGGUUAUGACGUGGAAAAUGAAGAGAAAGUAAAAUUGGGCGUGACUGCUUCCCACUGAGAGAAACCUGUGCUCCAGGGAUCCGCUGGGGACUGCUGCCUCUGAGAAGAUCCGAGGUGAGCUCAGACUCUGCAGAGUGGAAGGACUUCACAACUGGCCCCCAAGAGUCCUUCAGCCCCCGCUGCCACCUAGAUCGGGCCUUCUGAAAUCGCUUUGCCAAAAUACCAGAGCCUUCAAGUGCCAAACAGAAUAUGUCCAGUGGGAUCUGGGUCUGAAGAAAGCAAACGUGUGGAACCUUUGUGCCCUUCUGAUUCCCCUCCGCCAAGCCCCACGUGCCCCCGUAAGUUUGUUUAAACGCUUGUCUUCUAGAUUAAAAUGCCAUGUGCUCCAGGGGAAUUCCCACUGUGGCACAGCGGAAACGAAUCCGACUAGGAACCAUGAGGAUGCAGGUUCGAUCCCCGGCCUCGCUCAGUGGGCUAAGGAUCCACCGUUGCCCUGAGCUGUGGUGUAGGUCACAGACACAGCUCGGAUCCGGCAUUUCUGUGGCUGUGGUGUCAGCCAGCGGCUACAGCUCCAAUUCAUCUUCUACCCUGGGAAUCUCCAUAUGCCGCAGGUGCGGCCCUAAAAAAAAAAAAAAAAAGGCAAAUUCAUGUGCUCCAGGAUCUUUGACUGAAAAAAAAAAAAAAGAAGAAGGGGAAGAAGAAAUCAAGCUUUGUGGACUGGAAGAAAGUGACAAAGAUUGAGAAGCCAUGUACUCAAGUCGCCCUGAGGGAUCUUCCAUUUGGACCCUCCAGCGCUGGAUUUGAUGAGUUAACUGUGAAAUACCAUAAACCUGAGAACUCUGAAUUUGGGGACUUCUACCCAGAUGGAAAAAUAACAACUAUUUUUGUUCGUUUGUUUGUUCGUUUGUAAAAUGCCUCUUAAAUUAUAUAUUUAUUUUAUUCUAUGUAUGUUAAUUUAUUUAGUUUUUAACAAUCUAACAAUAAUAUUGCAAGUGCCUAGACUGUUACUUUGGCAAUUUCCUGGCCCUCCACCCCGCGUUGCCCGCCAUCUGGCUCAGCGUCACACGCCUCUGCCGCAAAUCUGAGAUGGCUCUGGGACCCUUCUGCCGUUGUCCCCUGUGGUCUGUUCACAUUUCUGAAGAUCUUCCGUGUUCGGAGUGCCGCGGGGGGAGCUGCGUGUGGUCAGGAUGUGGGAAUUAGCGUUGUCAGAUCCACUCUAUGAGUUGGACUGCCGUCUUGCCUAGGCGAUUGUGUCUACCAUUUGUAUUUUGAAAGCGCAAGGUGCUGAUGUCAAGAUGCCACAGAUAUCAGUGUGUCCUUGUGUCCUCUCCCCGCCCCAUCUCGGAAGAGCUCUCCUGUGGCUCUCCUGGCUCCUCACCCGCUCUGGGCCCAGGCCCGCCGACACGCUCCUUGCGUCAAGACAUCUCUCUUACUCCUGCCAUUCUUCUGGUGCUACUCCACACAGGGGUCAGUGCAGCCGGGGACACUCUAGAGAAGGUAUCAGCAGAGAAAAAGGCUGAGGAGGAGCAGGAAACAUGGGAGCUGACUGAUCUCGGUAAUUGAUAACCUACCAAUUGCCGCAGAAAAGGUGAGAGGUGAGGCGGGCUUCUGCGCAAACCCCCUCUCCUCACCAAAACUGCAAAGGUAUGCUGUCAUGGCCCCUUCUGGAAGUUUCUGGUGCCAUUACUGAACUGUUACAACCUGUAUUUCCAAACCUGGUUCAUAUUUAUACUUUGCAAUUCAAAUAAAGAUAACCCUUACACCAGA
This is a messenger RNA of Phacochoerus africanus (Common warthog), 2618 nucleotides long. RefSeq names its product heparin binding EGF like growth factor (gene HBEGF). The transcript has 6 exons. The record is from RefSeq and is a predicted model, not a curated record. Gene Ontology annotation, biological process: positive regulation of mitotic nuclear division; positive regulation of cell population proliferation; epidermal growth factor receptor signaling pathway. Bases 283 to 909 code for a protein of 208 amino acids. Gene Ontology annotation, molecular function: heparin binding. Lineage: Eukaryota; Metazoa; Chordata; Mammalia; Artiodactyla; Suidae.